UUUCUCUCUCUCUUUCUCUCCCAUCAUCAUUCUCCCUCCCUCCCCCCGAUCUAUAUCCAAAUCCUUUAACCCUUUCAAUUUUGAAUCGAAACCCUUUAAAAAAAAAACCCCCAAUUGAAUCUUUACGGUUCUGAGAGGAGUUUAGGGGGGGUUUUCGAGAGAUGUUGAAUGUCAGGUUCAUUGAUGAAUCUGUUUUCUCUCUGCUUCAAGCCAUUCGGGCACAUCUGCGAUAAUUCCGAGGCUGGAUCGGGUGGUGGUGGUGGUGAGGGUGGUGGUGGAAACGGCGGUGCUGAAGGCAAAGACGGGUUGCUUUGGUUCCGUGAUCUCGGUAGAUACUGCGGCGGCGAAUUCUCCAUGGCUGUGAUUCAAGCCAAUCAGGUUCUUGAAGAUCAGAGCCAGAUCGAAUCCGGUAAUUUCGGUACUUUCGUUGGUGUUUACGAUGGUCAUGGUGGUCCUGAAGCUGCUCGUUACGUCUGCGAUCAUCUCUUUAACCAUUUCCGACAAAUAUCAGCGGAGACGCAAGGAGUUGUGACAAGAGAGACUAUACAAAGAGCCUUUCAUGCGACUGAAGAAGGAUUCGCUUCCAUUGUCUCAGAACUGUGGCAAGAGAUACCGAAUUUGGCAACUGUUGGCACUUGUUGUCUAGUUGGAGUGAUAUAUCAGAAUACUCUUUUCGUGGCAAGCCUUGGAGAUUCAAGGGUUGUUCUUGGAAAGAAAGGCAACUGUGGCGGACUCUCUGCUAUCCAGCUCUCAACUGAACACAAUGCCAAUAACGAGGAUAUUCGUUGGGAACUUAAGGACUUACAUCCUGAUGACCAGCAGAUUGUUGUGUUUAGGCAUGGAGUUUGGAGAGUUAAGGGCAUUAUUCAGGUUUCGAGGUCUAUAGGAGACAUGUAUAUGAAGCGGCCCGAAUUUAACAAGGAGCCAAUCAGUCAAAAGUUCAGACUUGCAGAGCCAAUGAAGAGACCGUUGAUGUCUGCAACACCGACUAUACUCGCUCAUCCUCUGCACCCUAAUGAUUCGUUUCUCAUUUUUGCAUCUGAUGGUCUUUGGGAACAUUUGACAAACGAAAAAGCAGUUGAGAUUGUUCAUAACCAUCCCCGCGCUGGAAGCGCAAAGAGACUGAUAAAGGCGGCUCUUCACGAGGCAGCGAGGAAACGUGAGAUGAGAUAUUCAGAUCUAAGGAAGAUUGACAAGAAGGUGAGGCGCCAUUUUCACGAUGACAUCACGGUUAUAGUGGUGUUCUUGAAUCAUGACCUCAUAUCCAGAGGUCACUUCAACUCAACAACACAAGACUCGCAAGUCUCUAUACGGAGUGCUCUUGAACACUGAAAAGCAAAAAACAUUUUACAACAAUGUUUCUUCUUACUUGGGUUAUAUGACUUUUUUUGCCUAGAACGCAAUAAAAAAAACUGGGCAACAUCUAAAAAACAAAAAGGAAAAUUGGAAAACAUUGUAAUGAGUUCUCUUGUAUUAAGCGGCAAUGUUUGACUGUGGUGUUUCUCUUCAAGUCGUUGCAUAGUUCUGUCCUGAUGAGUUACCACCAACCAAGCCUUUCGUCAAAGAAGACUUCAUGCCGUAUUUUCUGGUUUUUCAUCUCUUUUAUCACACCUGUAACUGUAAGUCUGUACUGUGUAACAUAGUCGUGUUAUAUAAGUAACAAUACCAUUCUAUGUAA
Camelina sativa (false flax) is the source of this 1678-nucleotide messenger RNA. Its product is annotated as putative protein phosphatase 2C 42. NCBI's taxonomy places the organism in Eukaryota, Viridiplantae, Streptophyta, Magnoliopsida, Brassicales, Brassicaceae. Gene Ontology annotation, biological process: protein dephosphorylation. Gene Ontology annotation, molecular function: protein serine/threonine phosphatase activity; cation binding. The record is from RefSeq and is a predicted model, not a curated record.